Molecule: messenger RNA, 11493 nt
Organism: Oryctolagus cuniculus (rabbit)
Lineage: Eukaryota; Metazoa; Chordata; Mammalia; Lagomorpha; Leporidae
Gene: WNK1
Product: WNK lysine deficient protein kinase 1
Biological process (GO): protein phosphorylation
Molecular function (GO): ATP binding; protein serine/threonine kinase activity
Source: RefSeq, a predicted model, not a curated record
GCCAUUUAGCGCGGAGAGUUUCCCCGGCGGACGCGGCUCUUCUCCGUCGGCCACCCCGCACCCCCGUCUUCGGUGACAGAAGGCGCCUGGUGGGGUGACUGCUCUCUUCUCUCCCCAUCCCCCUUCACCCAGUCCUCUCGGUCUCCUCUCCUCUCGGCCCAGAGAAGCAGCGGAGCCCGGGCCCGCGGUGAGCGGCCCUCCCCUCCCCACCGUUCCCUCCCUCCUCAGCCCCCGGCCCCGGCCCGGGAAGGAGACGGGGGUUUGCCAGGCCCGGGGCGGGCAGGGAGGCCUUGGGGAAGGGGGGGCCCGCUCCUCAGGCUCCGAGGCUUCGCGGCUUUGGCCCUUCCCAUUCGGGCGAUGGGCGCCCUGUGAGACCGGUCCCCUGACUGGGGGCGCGUGUGAAAGGAGGCGACCGCCGGAGUGACCGGGAGCCCCGGGGCGGCGGCCCUCCCUCGCCGUCCUCGGCCCCUCCCACUCCUGCCCUGAGGCUGCCACCGCCUGGGCGUCGGAGCUCGUCCCUUCCGCGCCGUGCCGCCGCCCUCAGGGCCUAGCCCGCCCUGCUCGGCGAGCGGCGACGGUGGGAGCUGAGCCGCCGCCGCCGCAUCCGCCGCAUCCGCUUCGACUCGCUGCCGGCCCGGUGCCCUGCCCCUCAUGACUGCGGCGCCUCUGCUGCCACAGCCUUCCCGGCCGCCGCUCGCCGCAGGAUGGAUGCGGACCGUGCAGCGCUAACCCCCGUGGCUCCGCUGCCGAAUCGCCCACCGACGAGCCCGCCUCGUGAGCCGCAGCAGCAGCCGCCGAAACCGGGCCCCGUGUCCCGCCUCGCCUUCGUGGCGUCCGGUCGUUGCUGACUGAGAGUCGUCCGGGCCGCUGCGAACCCGCCCCGAGAGAGCGGUGCCCUGCGGACCUUCGCGGCUCCCGCGGGGCGGCCCUUCACCCUCUUUUCAUUCACAAAUCCGAGCUCGCGCCCGCGGACCCACCAUGUCUGGCGGCGCCGCAGAGAAGCAGAGCAGCACCCCGAGCUCCCUGUUCCUCUCGCCGCCGGCGCCUGCCCCCAAGAAUGGCUCCAGCUCCGAUUCCUCCGUGGGGGAGAAGCUGGGCGCCGCGGCGACCGACGCUGCAGCUGGCAGGACCGAGGAGUACCGGCGCCGCCGCCACACUAUGGACAAGGACAGUCGCGGCGCGGCCGCGACCACCACCACCACUGAACACCGCUUCUUCCGCCGGAGCGUCAUCUGCGACUCCAACGCCACUGCGUUGGAGCUGCCCGGCCUCCCUCUGCCGCUCCCCCAGCCCAGCGUCCCCGCGGUUGUUCCGCAGAGCGCGCCACCCGAGCCGCCCCGGGAGGAGACCUUGACCGCCACCACCGCCUCCCAGGUGGCCCAGCAGCCUCCAGCCGCCGCUGCCCCUGGGGAACAAGCCGUCGCCGGCCCCGCCGCCUCGACUGCCCCCAGCAGUGCCAGCAAAGACCGGCCAGUUUCCCAGCCCAGCCUUGCGGGGAGCAAAGAGGAGCCACCGCCGGCGAGAAGUGGAAGUGGCAGUGGCGGCGGCAGCGCCAAAGAGGCCCCGGAGGAACGGAGCCAGCAACAGGAUGACAUCGAAGAGCUGGAGACCAAGGCCGUGGGCAUGUCCAACGAUGGCCGCUUUCUCAAGUUUGACAUCGAAAUCGGCAGAGGAUCCUUUAAGACGGUCUACAAAGGGCUGGACACUGAAACCACCGUGGAGGUCGCCUGGUGUGAACUGCAGGAUCGAAAGUUAACCAAGUCUGAGAGGCAGAGAUUCAAGGAAGAGGCUGAAAUGUUGAAGGGUCUUCAGCAUCCCAACAUCGUUCGAUUUUAUGAUUCAUGGGAAUCCACUGUAAAAGGAAAGAAAUGCAUUGUUUUGGUGACUGAACUUAUGACAUCUGGAACACUUAAAACGUACCUGAAAAGGUUUAAAGUGAUGAAGAUCAAAGUUCUGAGAAGCUGGUGCCGUCAAAUCCUUAAGGGACUUCAAUUUCUUCAUACUCGAACUCCACCUAUUAUUCACCGUGAUCUUAAAUGUGACAACAUCUUUAUCACUGGCCCUACAGGCUCAGUCAAGAUUGGAGACCUUGGUCUGGCAACCCUGAAACGUGCUUCUUUUGCCAAGAGUGUGAUAGGUACCCCCGAGUUCAUGGCCCCUGAGAUGUAUGAGGAGAAAUAUGAUGAAUCCGUUGAUGUGUAUGCUUUUGGAAUGUGCAUGCUUGAGAUGGCUACAUCUGAAUAUCCGUACUCUGAGUGCCAAAAUGCUGCACAGAUCUACCGUCGAGUGACCAGUGGGGUAAAGCCAGCCAGUUUUGACAAAGUAGCAAUUCCUGAAGUAAAGGAAAUUAUUGAAGGAUGCAUAAGGCAAAACAAAGAUGAAAGAUAUUCCAUCAAAGACCUCUUGAACCAUGCCUUCUUCCAGGAGGAAACAGGAGUACGAGUAGAAUUAGCAGAAGAAGAUGAUGGAGAAAAGAUAGCUAUUAAGUUAUGGCUACGUAUUGAAGAUAUUAAGAAACUAAAGGGCAAAUACAAAGACAAUGAAGCUAUUGAGUUUUCCUUUGACUUGGAGAGAGAUGUGCCAGAAGAUGUUGCUCAAGAAAUGGUAGAGUCUGGCUAUGUCUGUGAAAGUGAUCAUAAGACCAUGGCUAAAGCUAUCAAAGAUAGAGUGUCAUUAAUUAAAAGAAAACGAGAGCAGCGGCAAUUGGUACGAGAAGAGCAAGAAAAACGAAAGCAAGAAGAGAGCGGUCUUAAACAGCAAGUAGAACAAUCAAGUGCUUCUCAGGCAGGAGUCAAGCAGCUCCCCUCUGCUAGCGCCGGCAUACCUACUGCUUCUGCCACUUCAGCUUCAGUUUCUACACAAGUAGAACCUGAAGAACCUGAGGCAGACCAGCAUCAACAACUACAGUACCAGCAACCUAGCAUAUCUGUGUUGUCUGAUGGGACAGUUGACAGUGGUCAGGGAUCCUCUGUCUUCACAGAUUCUCGAGUAAGCAGCCAACAGACAGUUUCAUAUGGUUCUCAGCAUGAACAGACACAUUCUACUGGCACAAUCCCAGGGCAUACCGCUUCUGUUGUUCAAGCACAAUCUCAGCCCCAUGGGGUAUAUCCACCCUCAAGUAUGCCUCAGUCCGUGGCGCAUCCGUGUGGGGGGACCCCAACAUACCCAGAAUCACAGAUAUUUUUCCCAACUAUUCAUGAACGUCCAGUUUCUUUUUCACCACCUCCCACCUGUCCACCGAAAAUAUCCAUUUCUCAGCGACGUAAGAGCACCUCCUUCCUGGAAGCCCAAACUCGCCACUUCCAACCCCUGCUGAGGACUGUUGGUCAAAAUCUUCUUCCACCUGGUGGCAGCCCAAUUAACUGGACACCAGAGGCUGUAGUUAUGUUGGGCACUACAGCCAGUAGAGUAACCGGAGAGCUAUGUGAGAUGCAGGUCCAUCCUAUUUUUGAACCAAGUCAAAUUUACAAUGACUAUAGACCUGGACUAGUACUUCCAGAAGAAGCUCACUAUUUUAUUCCUCAGGAAGCAAUGUAUCUAGCUGGGGUACAUUAUCAGACCCAGGUGGCAGAACAGUAUGAGGGCAUUUCAUACAACUCACCAGUAAUGUCAAGUUCUUUGAAACAGAUGCCUGAACAGAAGCCAGGACAAGGGGGUUCUACCACAAAUUCUGUCUUUGAAUUUCCAUCUGGACAGGCUUACCUGCUAGGACACCUUCAGAAUUUAAGGUUAGAUUCUGGAGUGAGUCCAGGACCUCCCCUCUCUAGUAUUUCUGCACCUAUCAGUACAGAUGCUACAAGUUUAAAGUUUCACCCUGUCUUUGUUCCUCAUUCUGCACCUGCUGUGUUAACUCAUAGCAAUGAGAGCAGAAGCAACUGUGUAUUUGAAUUUCAUGUUCAAACACCAAGCUCCUCUUCAGGAGAAGGAGGUGGAAGUUUACCUCAGCGUGUUUACCGAAAUCGACAGGUUGCAAUGGAUUUGAAUCAGGAAGAAUCGCCGUCUCAAUCAUUUGGAUUACCUGGCCACCUACAGCCUGUGACUGAAGAACAACAUAAUUACCGUGUCCCUGAAUUGACUGUUUCUGUGGUAGAACCUGUCGGACAGAACUGGCCAAUAGGAAGCCCAGAAUAUUCCAGUGAUUCCUCACAAAUCACUUCCUCAGAUCUCAGUGAUUUUCAGUCACCUCCUCCUACAGGGGGAGCAGCUGCACCUUUUGGCUCUGACGUCUCAUUACCCUUUGUUCGUCUGCCUCAGACAGUGUUACAAGAAUCCCCACUUUUCUUCUGUUUCCCCCAAGGAACCACAUCUCAGCAGGUCUUAUCUGCCUCAUUUUCUUCAGGAGGAUCAGCACUCCAUCCACAGGUACAGGGGCAGAGCCAGGUCCAGCCACCCACAAGUAGCUUAACAGGAGUUCCAUCUUCUCAACCUGUCCAGCAUCCUCAGCAGCAGCAGGGAAUGCAGCAGACAGCUGCUCCUCAGCAGACUAUACAGUAUUCAGUUCCACAGACAUCUGGAUCCAGUGAGGCCACUACGGCACAGCCUGGGAAUCAGCCACAGCCUGCACAGGUCUUACCCCAAGUAUCAUCUGCAAAGCAGGGCUUCCCACCUCGACUGCCACCACAGUACCCAGGAGAUUCAAAUAUUGCUCCCUCCUCCAACGUGGCUUCUGUUUGCAUCCAUUCUACAGUCCUAUCCCCUCCCAUGCCGACAGAAGCAUUGGCUACACCAGCUUACUUUCCUACAGUGGUGCAGCCUUAUGUGGAAUCAAAUCUUUUGGUUCCUGUGGGCGGUAUAGGAGGACAGGUUCAAGUGUCUCAGCCAGCAGUGAGUUUAGCACAGCAACCCCCCACUACAUCCUCCCAGCAAGCAGUUCUGGAGAGUACUCAGGGAGUCUCUCAGGUUGCUCCUCCAGAACCAGUUCCAGUAGCACAGCCACAACCUCCCCAGCCUCCCACACUGGUUUCCUCUAUAGACAGUGCACAUUCAGAUGUUGCUUCAGGGAUGAGUGAUGGCAAUGAGAAUGUCCCAACCUCCAGUGGAAGGCAUGAAGGGAGAACUACAAAACGACAUUAUCGAAAAUCUGUGAGAAGUCGAUCUCGUCAUGAAAAGACUUCACGCCCAAAAUUGAGAAUUUUGAAUGUUUCAAAUAAAGGAGAUCGAGUAGUAGAAUGUCAGUUAGAGACUCAUAAUCGGAAAAUGGUUACCUUCAAAUUUGACCUAGAUGGUGACAACCCUGAGGAGAUAGCAACAAUUAUGGUGAACAAUGACUUUAUUUUAGCAAUAGAGAGGGAGUCAUUUGUGGAUCAAGUGCGAGAAAUUAUUGAAAAAGCUGAUGAAAUGCUCAGUGAGGAUGUCAGUGUGGAACCAGAGGGUGACCAGGGAUUGGAGAGUCUUCAAGGAAAGGAUGACUAUGGCUUUUCAGGUUCUCAGAAAUUGGAAGGAGAGUUCAAACAACCAAUUCCUGUAUCUUCCAUGCCGCAACAAAUAGGUGUUCCCACCAGCUCUUUAACUCAAGUUGUUCAUUCGGCUGGAAGACGGUUUAUAGUGAGUCCUGUCCCAGAAAGUCGAUUACGAGAGUCUCAAGUUUUCACCACUGAAAUAUCAGAUACUGUUGCUGCCUCCACAUCUCAGGGCCCUGGAAUGAACUUAUCUCACUCUGCUUCAUCCCUUAGUCUGCAGCAGGCCUUUUCUGAACUUAGACAUGCCCAAAUGACUGAAGGACCCAGUACAGCACCUCCCAACUUUAGUCAUACAGGACCGUCCUUUCCAGUAGUAUCUCCUUUCAUGAGUAGCAUUCCUGGAGUCCCAACCACAGCAGCGGCCACACCUCCAGUAUCAGUCCCUGCAACAAGCAGCCCCCUAAGUGACAUUUCUACAUCAGUUAUUCAGUCGGAGGUUACAGUGCCCAUUGAAAAGGGGAUUGUUGGUGUUGCUACUAGCACAGGUUCAAUCACUUCAAGUGGUGUUCCUAUACCUACUGUGUCUGAAUCACCAGUACUCUCUAGUGUUGCGUCAGGCAUCACAAUACCUGCAAUGGUCGCAGUAUCUACAACAUCCCAGUCAGUUCAGGCCCCCACUUCUGGGGGCAUUGUUUCUAGUACAGUCCCUUUACCUUCUAUAACAAUUCCAGUGACUUCAGCCUCUGCAGUGGGCAGUACCUCUGGCCCAGGUGCUAAGCCUCCAGCUGUGUUAUCUCAGCAGGCAGCAGGCAGUUCUACGGGAAUAGCCACAUUAACAUCACUUUCUACCACCACUCCUCUCCCAAGUGUAGGUUCACAGCCAUCCCUUCAGCUCAGCAGCAGCACCUCUGCUCCUACUCUAGCUGAAACAGUGGUGGUUAGUGCACACUCACUUGAUAAGACAUCUCAUAGCAGUACAACUGGAUUGGCUUUGUCCCUCUCUGCACCAUCUUCCUCUUCCUCCCCUGGAGCAGGAGUAUUGAGUUCUAUUUCUCAACCUGGGGGAGUGCAUCCUUUAGUCAUCCCAUCAGCUAUAGCCUCUACUCCUGUCCUUGCCCAAGCAGCAGGACCUACAUCUACACCUUUAUUACCCCAAGUACCCAAUAUCCCACCCUUAAUACAGCCUGUUGCCAAUGUGCCUGCUGUGCAGCAGACACUAAUUCAUAGUCAGCCUCAACCAGCUUUGCUUCCCAACCAGCCACAUACUCAUUGCCCUGAAAUCGAUGCUGAUGCACAACCCAAAGCUCCUGGAAUUGAUGACAUAAAGACUCUUGAAGAAAAACUGCGGUCUCUCUUUAGUGAACACAGCUCAUCUGGGGCUCAGCAUGCCACUGUCUCAUUGGAGACAUCACUGGUAGUAGAGACUACUGUCACACCAGGCAUCCCAACCACUGCUGUUGCACCAAGCAAACUCCUGACUUCCACUACAAGUACUUGCUUACCACCAACCAGUUUACCAUUAGGAACAACUGGUUUAUCGGUUAUACCAGUGGUUUCACCUGGACAGGUUUCUACACCAGGCAGUUACGUUUCAGCCCCAGUCAGCACUGCAUCGGGAGUCAAGCCUGGAACUGCUCCCUCAAAGCUACCUUUAACUAAGGCUCUGGUUCUGCCAGUGGGUACUGAAUUUCCAGCUGGUACUCUACCCAGCGAGCAGCUGCUACCUUUUCCAGGACCUUCACUAAGUCAGCCUCAGCAACCUCUAGAAGAUCUUGAUGCUCAGUUGAGAAGAACGCUUAGUCCAGAGACUAUUGCAGUGACUUCUGCGGCUGGUACUGUGUCCAUGGUGGCUCCAGCAGCAGUUAUAGAAGCAGGAGCACAGCCUCAGAAGGAUGUUUCUCAGGGCACUGAAGGCCCUCUGCUAGCUGCUGCUAGUUCAGGAGCUGGUGUGUUCAAGAUGGGGCGAUUUCAGGUUUCAGUUGCAAUGGAAGAUGCCCAGAAAGAGGGUAAAAGUAAGUCAGAAGAUACAAAGUCUGUUCAUUUUGAAUCCAGUACUUCAGAGUCCUCGGUGCUAUCAAGUAGUAGUCCAGAAAGUACCAUGGUGAAGCCAGAGCCUAAUGGAAUGACCAUCCCUGGCGUCUCUUCAGAGGUGCCAGAUAGCACCCACCAAACUCUUGCCUCAGAGGUAAAGUCAGAAACUGGGCAGCCUACUAAGGUUGGACGUUUUCAGGUGACAACUACAGCAAACAAAGUGGGUCGUUUCUCCGUGUCAAGAACCGAGGACAAGAUUACCGAGGCAAAGAAAGAGGGACCGGUGACAUCUCCUCCUCUAAUGGAUCCCGAACAAGCGAUUCUUCCUGCUGUGAUACCAAAGAAAGAAAAGCCUGACCUUUCUGAGCCUUCACAUCUGAAUGGACCAUCUUCUGACCUUGAGGCGGCCUUUUUAAGUAGGGAUGUGGAUGACGGUUCAGGUAGUCCACACUCUCCCCACCAGCUGAGCUCAAAGAGCCUUCCUAUUCAGAAUCUGAGUCAAAGCCUUAGUAAUUCAUUCAACUCUUCUUACAUGAGUAGUGACAACGAGUCAGAUAUUGAAGAUGAAGACUUAAAGUUAGAGUUGCGACGACUACGAGAAAAACAUCUUAAAGAGAUUCAAGACUUGCAGAGUCGUCAGAAACAUGAAAUUGAAUCUUUGUAUACCAAACUGGGCAAGGUCCCCCCUGCUGUCAUUAUUCCCCCAGCUGCUCCCCUUUCAGGGAGAAGAAGACGACCCACAAAAAGCAAGGGCAGCAAGUCUAGUCGCAGCAGUUCCUUGGGGAAUAAAAGCCCCCAGCUUUCAGGUAACCUGUCUGGUCAGAGUGCAGCUUCAGUGUUGCACCCCCAGCAAACCCUCCACCCUCCUGGCAACAUCUCAGAGACCGGGCAGAACCAGCUGUUACAGCCUCUUAAGCCAUCUCCCUCCAGUGACAACCUCUAUUCAGCUUUCACCAGUGAUGGUGCCAUUUCAGUACCAAGCCUUUCUGCUCCAGGUCAAGGGACCAGCAGCACAAACACCGUUGCAGGGCCAGUGAACAGCCAGGCUGCGCAGGCUCAGCCUCCUGCCGUGACAUCCAGCAGGAAGGGCACGUUCACCGAUGACCUGCACAAGCUGGUGGACAACUGGGCCCGAGAUGCCAUGAAUCUUUCAGGCAGGAGAGGAAGCAAAGGGCACAUGAAUUACGAGGGCCCUGGAAUGGCAAGGAAGUUCUCUGCACCUGGGCAGCUGUGCAUCUCCAUGACCUCGAACCUGGGCGGCUCUGCCCCCCUCUCUGCAGCAUCAGCUACCUCUCUAGGUCACUUUACCAAGUCCAUGUGCCCCCCACAGCAGUACGGUUUUCCAGCUGCCCCAUUUGGCACGCAGUGGAGUGGGACAGGUGGCCCAGCACCACAGCCACUUGGCCAGUUCCAGCCUGUCGGAACUGCCUCCUUGCAGAACUUCAACAUCAGCAAUUUGCAGAAAUCCAUCAGCAAUCCCCCGGGCUCCAACCUGCGGACCACUUAGUCACACCCGGAGACACCCACCAUAGAUCUGGGCAGGAGAUGGAAUGGUGGGGUGGUUGGGGGAGGGGAAGGAGCUGAUAUAUUAACGACUAGUGCUGCAUUUAACUGACUCCUGUCAGAAGGGAGUAUUUAACACCGCGUUGAGCCCUCAGAAUGGACCUGUCCCUCCCCUUCUACUUCUUGAUUACAGUGGAACAGAAGGAAAAAGCAGCUUUCUUGUGAAGGGUAGCUUCAGAUCUGCUUUGCUAUCUGUCUGUACCCAGCGGUGAGGGCAGGGGCUGUGAAAGAGCAUGUUAUUGAUCAGGAAGCUACUAGAGCUCAACGUAAAACCAAACCCCAUCUGUAUUCUCAGGUUGGGUGGAGCUCUCAACUUUGGUACAUGCCCCAAAUCCCUUACUUCCUCAAAAAUCCAAACCACAAGACAGAAAAAAAAAAAUGGACUCUCUCCCACCCUGCCCUCUACUUUUAUUUUUUCCUCUAAACCCCAGUAAAAAAGACCAGGGGACUGGGGCUACAACCCUUUCUUAUGAUAGGUCAUUAGUGCUUUAAGCAAAAAAUAUUAGCAGCUUUGACUGCAGCAUUAGCAAUUAGGAAAGAAAAAAUUAAGUUCCCUGCGGACAUGUAACUUUGCCAUCAGUUUUGAUGUGGAAACACUGUGAUAUAUAAAUGUUGUUGGACAACAGUAGUUUUAAGAGUAAAAUAUGAAAGAUUUAAAAAGUUCCCAAAAAAAAAGCUAGCUCUGUCCUUUACUUAUUGAGACACUUUAACUUUUUCCUUUGUAUUCCCGUUGUAUUAGAUAAAUAAAUGUGAAUGUAAAAUUGUAUAAAUUACUGUACUUGAAUACUUCUGUUCUCCCAGUAUUGCUUGCUGGACAUUUUAGUGCCUUGGACUUCUAUUGCUUCUGCCAUUAGCAUCAAUUUACCAGACCCCGGAUCAGCAAGGGCACGUGGAAGGAAACCUUAGGUCCAUGUGACCCCAAAAAUGUAUAUGCCAAAGGGAAAUUGAAGCUUUUUUUUUUUUUUUAAAGUCAUCAACAGUUUUGUCUUGAGCAGGUGGAAGAUGAGUAGGUGAGAAGUUAAGUCGACGUCAGUGGUUCCGAGCAGUCUGUUUCAGGAAUAGUGAGAAGGGGUCCUACAACAAAAUUAGGCAAUUUCAGAGAUUCUAUGAGCGUGAGCGGAAUGACAGAAAGACUGAAGAAUGGGAACAGACUUGUUUAGAAGACGUGUGAUGCCUGGCCAGUGACUGUCAUAACCCUUAUUUAUUUAAGCUGGGCUUGAACAGACGAGACCAAGAAGAUGCUAAACAAAGAGAAGGGUAUAGGUGAUAGUUUCAAGUUGGGAAAUAUGAUUGUAAAAAGUCACAGGUGGUAAAAGUUGCUCUAAGAAAAAUCAUUUGGCUUGCUUUCCUCUUGGUGCACGUGUACCAUGCAAUUCCCUGCUUGGGGUACGGUAUUUUGUGGAACGUAGAUCCACAUUUGAAUUACUGAGCAUCACAGGGAAGAGUGCUCAUUCCUACCCUUUCUUCUGUGAGGUCCAAAAUGGUUGCAGGAUCACAAUCUAAUGUGCCACCACUAUUUCUAGAAUUCCAUCUAACAUUCACACAUUUUCAUACAAAUAUUUUUCUUAAAUGUAACUGCAACCAACCAGUAUUAUUUAAUGCUAUGCCUAAUUGUAAUGGGCACUUGUAUUAUUUUCAGAGUUUUCCAGAAGUACUGUGCUAAUUGGCUAUGUUGGGGAUCUCUGCUAUCUCUGAAGACGGAGAAAGAGCGAGCACCCCACUUGGAGGUGCUUCUUCUCCUGACUUGGUUGAGAACUUGACCUGUUGCCAGCCUUCUGCCCUCCUCAGUGGCACAUCCCAGGCACCACCAGGCUGGGAAGAGCCUGGCCACUCCCCGAAUGCUGUUCCUUCCUUUUCUUUUUCAAGUUGGCCCAGACCCUUGACAUGUAAAUGACAACCCGAGGUUUAAAGAAGGUACAAACAAUAAGGACUGCGGUUUCAAGCCCUGAUUCAAAACUAUUGAUCUGCCCUCUGCUUAUUAUUCUUGUGGGGAGGGUUAGAGUAGGUAGCACAAAGGUACCAGGUAAUGAGCAGCGGGUCCCAAACGUGAGACAGCCAGGCGCAGCACGGUGGUGUUCUGUUACUUUGGUUUAAACAUUCUGAGAUCUUCUCACUCACACCCAAACAGUAAGAACUGGUUUUAUUUACUAUUGAUUUUUCCCCCUCCUGUGGAUGUAGUAACUGAAGCCUAGAGGAAUUAACUAGUGCUACUGAACUGUUUAAAUUAUUUUUGUGUUAAUAGUACACUUUGAGUAUCUUUUUCCACAUUAAAAAAACUUUCUGAAUUAUAAAUGUUUUCCUUACAUUAUUUAACAAUGUACACUAUUUUUUAAAAAACUGAAUUCAAACCUUGGGGGUUUCUCAGCAGCCGUUAACUGUACAUUUUGCACUAACUCUGGGUGUUGCGCUUCUUGUAAGAUUGCGCUUCGUGCUUCAGUUUGUUACCUUUGUAGACUUAUUUAAUGAAACCAUUCAAAUAAACCAAACUUGCUUUUGUUGA